Messenger RNA from Emys orbicularis (European pond turtle), 3126 nucleotides. RefSeq names its product testis-expressed protein 2-like. Bases 1 to 3126 code for a protein of 1041 amino acids. Gene Ontology annotation, molecular function: lipid binding. The transcript has 11 exons. Lineage: Eukaryota; Metazoa; Chordata; Testudines; Emydidae. Gene Ontology annotation, cellular component: endoplasmic reticulum. The record is from RefSeq and is a predicted model, not a curated record.
AUGGCUGGUCACGCCAAAGCGACCCUGGAGCCAGAGGGCUCUUCGCCUGCCUCCUUUUCUCCCCCAGGCUCGCCUCAGCAAAGAGACCCGACAGUCAGUUCCCAAGAGAUAACCAGCCAGUUCGCCAGCGCCAGGAGCAAAGAGGACUGGGAGAACCUGGACGGGAGUGAGUUGAUUUUCACCUUGGAUAAGGAUGAAGAGGAAGGAGCUGCCAAUUUGCCUGAGAACGCUGUUCUGUAUGUGGACACUGGGCAGUGUGAAGGCCAACCUGGAUCUUCGUUCCAUAGGCCAUUCCCUCCGGCUUCUCCUCCGGAGCUGGGCUUCCUGAUCGACAUCCCCUUCUAUCACCUGCCUGGCUUCUCUCCACCGAGCUCCAUUGCCCCCCCGAAUCUGCAGGGGUCCCCGGGCCCCAAGCCCCUCAUUAACUUAGUGAAGUCCCUGUCGACCGAGAUACAAGCCAAGGAGAGCUGCCCUCUCAAGCCCCAGCCCUUGCUGAACUUGGUCAAGUCCAUUUCAACGGAGAUCUCCCACCUGGAGCCCGAGGUGACGCAGUCCAAAUCAGACUCGAAGCUCAACGUGCAUCUGUGGAGGCAGAUCACCCAUCCCAAGAGCAGAGAUGGGGACUCCAGGACAGCCCCCUCCUCCCCCAAUAUCUCCCCUUCGGAGAGCAAAGGCAGCUUCUUCAGGGUGCAGGAGGCCAAGUUCGAGGACACGAAGAGGAGGUUCUCCGAGGCCAUGCAGGAACCUCUCAGCAGACUCAGCAAAAUCAUCGGGGACGAGAACAGCGUCUCGGCCAAGUAUAAACUGCCCCACUCCGGUGCUUACGUCCAUGACUCCCUGUCCAGCCACAGAGGGGACUGCACUAGCGCGGACGUCAAGGCUGCUAGGCCCAGUCCCGGGAAAGUGGAGAGCGACCGGCCGGGAGAGCACACGUGCAAAGCGAUCCGGAGGACCCAGGCGAAGGACGGCUUCCCCUUGGAGCACAAGUGGGGGCCCGCCUUGAACUGCAGGUACGAGAUCUGCUCCUGUGGAGACGUAAUCCAGGUGGUAGAAGUGGAGCAGCGCGAGAACGGCCCGGAGGAGGCGCAGCUGCGGCAGCCCCUGGACGAGCUCCUCCCAGCCCAGCCUGGCAGCCCGGUGCCAUGCAAAACCCUCGCCUGCGUCGCCAUCUUGGCUUACAAUUACUUCAUCCUGCCUCUGCCCCCUUACCUCUCGGGCCUCUGUCUGGGACUGGCCUGCGGGUUCGUGCUGGGCUUCCUGGUCAUCCUGCUGUUCGUGCCAAAGCCUUCCCUGGCUCCCCGGCAGGGACGGUACCCACAGGACAAGCUGCACUCGAAGCUGCUAACGAGGAAGCCACGGGAACCAGACGUCCUCAAGAGCUGGAUGAACGAGAUGUAUUUCUACGACCCGGAGACCUACCACCCGUCGCUUACUCACUCGGUGUUUGUGACGCUGGAAGGCUCCGCCAUGAAGCUCUCCUACCCUAAGAACAACAUCCCGCGCCGAGCCACCUUCGAAGAAGAAACCCUCGACGUAGCUUUUGUCAGCCAUCGGCACUACGACAUGAGCAAUGCCCAGGUCUUUCUCUUCCCACCGGGCCUGGCCCGAAAGAGGAUGUGGAACAAGAAAUAUCCCAUCUGCAUUCUGUUCCCAGACCAAGAGGACCAGAAUUUCAGAAGCUCAAAUGAGCAUGACAUGGACCUCCCAAGAGAUGAAAGCCUGAAAAUGACUCGGACACCAGACCAGGACGUCCCCCUGAAGCCUCCAGGGGACCUCCGGGAAAGGACUCUCUACCUCUUUGGAAGAACAGGAAGGGACAAAGAAGAGUGGUUCCAACAUCUCAUGACAGCCUCCCGAGGGGACUGUCAUGAGGUGCAGAGUGCCAGCUGGAGUGAAGGCAAAUUUGGUUUCGGUCUGAACCAGCUCUCCAGCCCUUCAGGAAAGGGCAUCAACAGCAGUGGCAGCAGCCGGGGAAGCACCGAAGACAUCCCUUCGUUGUUGAGACCCAAGGAUCUAGCUGGCACCGUCCGGCAGAAGAUUCUUCUGGAUUACAGCACCUACAUGUCCCAGUUUGUCCAGCCAGAAACGGGCACCAGCCCCCUCCAGAGCCCCUGUCACAGCGCCAUGGGCAGCCCAACCUCGCAAAAGUUCCUCAGGGACAUGAAUGGCAGCAGUGAAUUGUCCAUGGCUUGGAUGAAUGCACUGGUUGGGCGAAUCUUCUGGGACUUCCUGAGGGAGAAAUAUUGGAUGGACCAAGUGUCAAACAAGAUCCAGAAGAAGUUAAGCAAAAUCAAGCUCCCGUACUUUAUGAACGAGCUCACGCUCAACGAGCUGGACAUGGGGACAUCCAUCCCCCUCGUUCUCAGUGCCUCCAGUCCGAUCAUCGAUAACCGAGGGCUUUGGGUGGACGUGGAAGUCAUCUACAAUGGCACCCUACAGAUGACACUGGAGACGAAGAUGAACUUGUGCAAGCUGGGGAAAGAGGCACUGGCGGAGGAGAGUGGGCAGGCGGCUGCUGGUGGGGAAGGGGCGAAGCCUCGGGGGAUCCUGCUGGCAGACAGCGAUGCAGAAUCCUCCAGCGCCGGCUCCUCCGAUGAGGAAGACGUCCUUGCAGCAGAGUCUUCUGGAACCCUGGGAGAGAGGAUCGUCCCCUCUCCUGCUGAAGGCCACGGUGGCGGCAACAGCACCAGCCGGAAGAUCCUGCGCUUCGUGGAUAAGAUCGCCAAGUCCAAGUACUUCCAGAAGGCCACUGAAAACGACUUCAUCAAGAAGAAGAUCGAGGAGGUGUCCAACACGCCGCUGCUGCUGACUGUGGAAGUCCAGGAGCUGGCCGGGACCUUGGCUGUGAACAUUCCUCCACCCCCGACAGACCGAAUCUGGUACAGCUUCCGAAUCCCUCCCCAGCUGGAGCUGAAAGUCCACCCAAAGCUGGGCGAGCGGGAAGUCACCUUCAUCCACGUCACGGAAUGGAUUGAGAGGAAGCUGCAGCAUGAAUUCCAGAAAAUUUUAGUGAUGCCAAACAUGGAUGAUCUCAUCAUUCCCAUCAUGCACUCCGGCUUGGACCCCCAGCCCCCCAUGGAGGGGUCCUUCAAGGACCUUCCAGCGGAUAGUGAGAAGUGGCUCUGA